Sparassis crispa is the source of this 417-nucleotide messenger RNA. RefSeq lists its product as hypothetical. The transcript is spliced from 6 exons. The coding region runs from base 1 to 417 and encodes 138 amino acids. The record is from RefSeq and is a predicted model, not a curated record. Lineage: Eukaryota; Fungi; Basidiomycota; Agaricomycetes; Polyporales; Sparassidaceae.
AUGGUAGCCACCUUCGUACUGUUCCGUACUUUCUCAGUCUUUGCCCUGUUCUUCGGUAAUACUCUCUUGGCACAAGCUGCCCCGGUUGGAUCAUACGGCAAUGCUCGGGACAGCCUUCUUGUUCUCGAUUCCCGAAUUCCACUUGAUCUAGCAAAGAGGAGUGGAUGUUUCGUUCGUGGGGACUUCUCCGGAUGCCUCAGAGAAGACACUUCCGAAGGGGAGGUCAUAGACGUAGCGCCUGAGCUUGAUGUGCGCGUCGUGGAGCCUGUAGAAGUGGCACCUUCUGAGGAGUCCAGCAAAGACAAGAGAUCUGGAUGCUUCAUGCGUGGCUUUUUCGAUGGAUGUUUGCGGGAAGAUUCUGCUGAUUCCGUCGAGGAAGAACCUGCUGCUCCCCCCGAAGCGCCAGUGGACAUGUAG